Molecule: messenger RNA, 1167 nt
Organism: Dermacentor andersoni
Lineage: Eukaryota; Metazoa; Arthropoda; Arachnida; Ixodida; Ixodidae
Product: serpin A3-7-like
Molecular function (GO): serine-type endopeptidase inhibitor activity
Source: RefSeq, a predicted model, not a curated record
ACUUUAAUUGUAUAACCACAGUUUGCUAUGGGGCCUUGUGUGGGGCCCUUUAAGUGUUCUCCAAAUUUUUUGGCUGCAUCUAGAGUUAUUUUCCGCCAGCCAUACAUUUAUGCAUUCGGGCUCAUUACAGCCUAGUAUUAUAGGUCGGACAGUGCAAUGGCUGACAUGCUCUUCUCGCUGUGUGGCACAGGUGAUCCCUCCAGACUGCCCCCUGGACGGCGACAGCCGCAUCGUGCUGCUGAGCUCGGCCACGCUGGACACCCUGUGGAAGUUGCCCUUCCCCAAGAUGCCGACGAUGCGGCGUCCAUUCGGCAGCUGGACGGCCGUGCCGACGAUGGGACAGACGGCCGUGGUUGGCUACGCCUGCAUCCAGGAGCUGGGCCUGCGCGCCGUCGAGCUGCCUUUCUCGAGCGACGCCUACUCGGCCACCAUCAUUCUGCCAACGGGAAAGUUCGACGAGCUCUGCGUCAAUCUUACGCCCGAGGUGCUGAACCGCGUGUUCGAGGCGGUCAAGGAGCGCCAGAAGGUGAAGAUCGAGUUGCCGCGUUUCUCAGCCACCUUCGAGGCCGAGCUCACUGACGUCUUGCAGAAGCUCGGCAUCCGCGAGGCCUUUACGGACGAGGCCAACUUCAGAACGGUGACGACGACGACGCCGGUGAGCCUGACGUGGGUGCUGCACAAGGUGCAGGUGGGCGUCCACGAGGGCGUCACGCCCACGCUGCCGCAGGAGUGCGAGGAGUCGGCCACCGCUCCGGACGUCGAGUUCCUCGUCAACAAGCCGUUCGUGCUGUGCGUUCGCAAAGGGGACAUCCUCGUGCUGCUCGGCAGCAUACAGAGGGUGCACGUGCCCUGACAUCGAGGCUCCUGCAACCGGGUAUGACGGCCCCGCAUAACAACACCCGACCCUCGGAAAUCUUGUGCCUAGCCUCAACGCCUGCCGGUGCGGUGUGCUCAGACUUAGCGAAAAUGCUGACGACGUGACAACGUGCGUCAGCAGGUGCGCAUGCCUAGCGGACGUUGACAGAAGAGCUCCACAUCACUGGCUUUAUUCACACGCAGCGGAAGGCUCUUUUCCCGCACGUAUUGCUGGAUCGCGUUGGCACGUGAACCCCGUGCGUUUGUAUACUGAGCCACUGUAUAUAAAAGAGAACGUUUAAUUGUCACGUA